GGAUCACGAUGCCGUCGAUUCGGUAUCGUCUUGUGGCAUUGGUAGUGUUCAUUUCAUCAGUUUAUGGACAACAAGAAGCGGCAGUUGUCCAAACCCCACCAGUUCAACCAACACCUAAUCUUAUUCGUUUUGGAUCAGGCGAGCCAGUGCGCGCGAUUAGACCAAAUCAAUUUCAAAUUCAACUUCCCGAUAUCUAUGAUCCAUUGAGAGACGAACGUCCAAAAAGAAAUAAUCAUGCAGGGUACAUUCGUCAUCCUACAUUCCAAGUGCCACAACAACAAGUACAACAGUUCAGACCAGCAGGAAAUGUUUAUAUUGCCCAGCCAAAUCCAAGAGUCGUCAGUCAAUAUCCAUUCCGGUCAGCUCCGGUGGUUCGUCCGUACGUAAUCCCGCAGCAACAAUUCCAACGCCAAGGCCAAUCACAAUAUAUCCAACAACAGUACAGACCACAACAACAACAAUAUUCUCAAUAUCCAAGAUUCGACCUCCGCCCCCAACCUGUUCGACCAGUCCGUCCAGUGUACAUUGCGUCAACCCCUGCAUCUCGUCUGUCCUAUACUGAAAGACCACAAACAUCUUAUGGGGAUGAGAUUGAAGACACCAACUACCUGAGUGGGCGUCUCACACCUGGUCCAAUUGCUCCAGUGACACAAGGAUAUUCAGAGAGGCCCCCAGCCACUGUUGCCCCGUAUAUCGAACGCCCAGUGCCAGCUCGCCCAACUCCUUAUAUUGAGCGCCCGGUUCCAGCACGACCAGCGCCGUACAUCGAGCGUCCAGAACCUGCUCGCCCAGCACCAUACAUUGAGCGCCCAGUUCCCGCUCGCCCUGCUCCAUACAUCGAGCCAACUCCAGCUCGACCAGCUCCUUACAUUGAGCCUUCUACAGCAAAACCACAACCAAGACCGCAGCCACCAAGAACUCGUCCAUACGUUGCUCCCUCAACAACAACACAGAGAUACAUCGAACCAACUACCCAACGACCAACUACUCGUAGAGCAACAACUAAGAGAAUAACCACUACUACCACCGCUGCUCCAACCACACCACGCCUUACCACCGCACGGGCCACAACUCCACUAGCCACUACAUCACGUCCGACGACUCCAAGUCCAACGACUCCUCGAGCUACGACGCCCCUCGCAACCACACCACUUGCAACCACAAGGGCACCUUUACCACCUUCACCACCACCAAGAACUUCUAAAAGACCAGUUACUCAGGCUCCAACAACUCCAAGAGCAACAACUACAAGAAGACCAACAACAACUACACCGAGACCAACUCCAAGAAGAACUAGAAGGCCUAAGACAACAACUGCUGCUCCAACAACUACAACUGAGGAAGUCACUCAAGGAUAUGAGGAGGAAGCUGUUGAAUUGCCGAAAUAUGAUGAGACCUUUGUUGGGCAGUACUAUUAUGGUCGUCGUGGUGAGGGAGGCAAUAACACUUUUCCAUUGCCAUCUUGUUUCUACAAUCCAUCAGGAUAUGUUUGCUGUAAUCUAAUGCUCAAUGAGCUUAUGUCAACUUCUUUUGAAGAAGUGAAGGUUGCCACAAAUCUCUGCAACGUUCACAAAUUUGCAACCAAACUGCAAAAGCAUUCAGAGAAGAUCUUCAGCACACAAUUUGAGACUAUUGUUUCUUAUCAGGAUUUCUCUCAAAAAAUUCAUUUCAAGAAAGAUCUAGUGUGCAAGAUCGAGGUUGAAGGAAGAUUCAUUCUUGCAUAUGCGACGCCAGAAGAUGUAGAGCAGGAGAAGAUUAUUCCAACUGUGCCUUCACAAGAUGUUCAAAAAGACUCGGACGUUUUGAAGCAAGAAGUCAAGUCUAAAAUCCGACAAAUUGAAAGAGAACUUUAAAUUUGGAAAUCAGAUUUCUCUCAACAUUCUCUCAACAUUGUAUGUGUAAAUAAAGAUGAGCUUUUUUUUGAAAA
Caenorhabditis elegans is the source of this 1927-nucleotide messenger RNA. RefSeq names its product Ground-like domain-containing protein (gene grd-6). The record is from RefSeq and is marked reviewed. The coding region runs from base 9 to 1853 and encodes 614 amino acids. The transcript has 9 exons. Lineage: Eukaryota; Metazoa; Nematoda; Chromadorea; Rhabditida; Rhabditidae.